GUAUGGCUGAGCCGGCGUCUGCCAUUAUAACCCUCAUUGUGUUUGCCUAUAACGCAAGCAAAUCACUAUACGAAGCGGUAGAUAGUUUCCAAAGCCAACGGCAGACGAUUAAAGAUGUUCUUUCCGACCUAGGCGCUCUCACCACGGUGCUCGAAACCAUUCGGGCAAAGGCAGAAUCCUCGCAAGAAGCUGGAUCGCUUGAGGUUCUCAGGAAACCCCUGGACUGCUGCGCCAAAACCUGUCAAGAAAUGCACGAAAUGCUCAAUGAGUGUACAAAACACUCAAAGGAUGGGCAGACCAGUGUGCGACUCUGGCUCAAGAUGCGCUGGCACGAGAAAAGUUUCGAUGUGAUGAAGAAUCGGCUGUCCAGUUAUAAAUCAACUCUCGUUAUCGCCUUUCAGGUUAUCAACAUUCAGGAUCACUCCGUCACCCAGAGUUCCUUAGAUGACUUGAAAAACCUGAUUAGUGGUACCCGUGAGGACCUGGAAGACCAGCUGGAGGAAGUACAAAGAGACAUCGAAGAUGCAGCAAUAUCGGUGCGGGAAGUCCUUCAAGACGAACAGGCUCGCUUGCAAAGUAUUCUGGCCAGUGUCGAAAAAGCGCAGGAAGUGUUGAAUACAACUCAGCCUAAGCUCGUUAUAGAGAGCAACAAAGCUGGCGAUGGGAGCCGCGCAAUAUUCGGGACUGACACCUCUCAACCACACUUUGAGUUGAAAGUGGCAAACAAUGAGGCCGGAGUAGGUGCUGUGAUGAGCGCUGGCGUUCACAGUCCUGAGACCCUCCAAGCACUCUUGCAACAAUCUCAAACACCGGACCUCGCGCUCGCGCUCCAGGCUUUGCAGACCCAGUCGUCCCACACCGCCAACGAGGCUUUGCAAAAUGUUUUGAACAAGAUGGCGGCUGACCGGAACCAAACUCUUCCCGAUGCACCCCGAAGAAAUCUGUUGGUUAACGCAGAAGAUUCCGACUUCAUAGAAGGAAUGCAGUUUGCCCAACGGACUGGUUCAAGGCGUGGUAAUGCUCGUGCGGAUGAUAAGGUGUUCGCACGGCCAAAAUGAAAUUUUACGUGUCUACAUUUUCAUGGGCAUUAUCCUAGGGGGGAAAAUUGACUGCUGCGUCCCCAAUUAGAUCCUGAUCGACAUAGUGUUAUCGAUGUCUCCGCUGUCGUUAAACAAACUUGGUCGGGAUAUUGACAAUAUUGCAACUAAGUGGUUUACAGCUAAUCGCGUUCGCAUUAUUUCCCCUGGCGCAAAGCUCUCCUAUAUACGCACCUUGCCUGUGAUUUCUUCCAGCCGUGCCUUUUAAAUGUUCCCGGUGGACAAGUAAAUCAAUACCGUUCGCGCCUUUACUGGAUAUCAGAUAAUAAAUACCACACCGCGCAUCUUCAGAACUUAGCUCUAACGGCCUUCCUGCAGUACAGGCAAUGCGAAGCACGCACAGGUAGCCAUUAAGCAGUUAAAAGGGCCCAACCUAAGGAACAGAUUAUCC
Molecule: messenger RNA, 1488 nt
Organism: Westerdykella ornata
Lineage: Eukaryota; Fungi; Ascomycota; Dothideomycetes; Pleosporales; Sporormiaceae
Exons: 2
Biological process (GO): cell surface receptor signaling pathway
Source: RefSeq, a predicted model, not a curated record